UUGAUGUUUCUAUGCAGGCAAAGAAGCAAUAGAGGUGAAAAUCCCACAGAGCCACCAGGAUGUGAUGCCCAAUGAUGAGCAGUAAUUACUGCAGCAACACUUCAGCCAGUAUGAGUGUCAACGAAAUGUCUGCCUUCCCUCUGACUUUAGAACAAAAAACUGGCUUUGCCUUUGUGGGGAUUUUGUGUGUUUUCUUGGGACUUCUAAUUAUCAGAUGCUUCAAAAUCUUGCUAGACCCCUACAGCAGUAUGCCUUCUUCCACGUGGGAAGAUGAAGUAGAGGGGUUGGAUAAAGGAACAUUUGAAUAUGCUCUUGCAUGAAAACUCACAGAAUAUCCUGCCUUAAAUUUGAUGUUGAUUUCAUUUUGGAAACCAACUGUUGUUACAUUUGUUAUACAUA
Serinus canaria (Common canary) is the source of this 399-nucleotide messenger RNA. RefSeq names its product cortexin 2 (gene CTXN2). The transcript has a single exon. NCBI's taxonomy places the organism in Eukaryota, Metazoa, Chordata, Aves, Passeriformes, Fringillidae. Bases 72 to 320 code for a protein of 82 amino acids. The record is from RefSeq and is a predicted model, not a curated record.